CCGUCCGGCCGACUCCAUCCUCGCAGAGCACAGCAGCGGCUUUAAAAAGCACCUUAUCCCUCCUCCGGGUACCAAAUAGGUCGCUCUGACCUCCCGUAUCCCUCCGCCGCGAACAGGCCGCGGAGGAGCCGCAUCACACCAUCAGCGGGGCAGGGGCAUAAAUGUUGCACAAAAGCCGCUUUGGAGACUUAGUUCACCGCGUUGGAGAGGAUGAGGAAGGACGUGAGGAUAUUACUGGUGGGAGAAUCCAAGGUGGGGAAGACGUCGCUCAUCAUGUCCCUGGUCAGCGAGGAGUUCCCGGAAGUGGUCCCCUACCGAGCCGAGGAGAUCACCAUCCCCGCCGACGUCACGCCGGAGAGAGUUCCCACGCACAUCGUGGACUAUUCAGACGCGGAGCAGACGGACGAGCAGCUGUUCCAGGAGAUCUCCAAGGCAAAUGUCAUUUGCAUCGUCUACGCCGUCAACAACAAGAAGUCCAUAGAGAAGGUGACCAGUCACUGGAUCCCUCUCAUCACUGAGAACACAGACAAGGACAGCAGGGUUCCUCUGAUCCUGGUGGGGAACAAGUCGGACCUGGUGGAACACAGCAGCAUGGAGACCAUUCUGCCCAUCAUGAACCAGUACAGCGAGAUCGAGACCUGCGUGGAGUGCUCCGCCAAGAACCUGAAGAACAUCUCGGAGCUGUUCUACUACGCCCAGAAGGCCGUGCUGCACCCCACGGGCCCGCUGUACUGCCCCGAGAAAAAAGACAUGAAGCCUCUCUGCGUUAAAGCUCUGACUCGGAUCUUCAAAGUGUCGGACCUGGACAACGACGGCGUCCUCAACGACGGCGAGCUCAACUUCUUCCAGCGGACCUGCUUCAACGCUCCGCUGGAGCCGCAGGCGUUGGAGGACGUGAAGAGCGUGGUGAGGAAGAACCUGGUGGACGGCGUCUGCGACAGCGGCCUCACUCUGACAGGUUUCCUGUUCCUGCACACGCUGUUCAUCCAGCGAGGACGACACGAGACCACCUGGACCGUGCUGCGCAGGUUCGGCUACGACGACGACCUGGAGCUCAACCAGGACUACCUGUUCCCCCCGCUGAAGAUUCCUCCAGACUGCACGACCGAGCUCAACCACAACGCCUACCUCUUCCUCCAGAGCGUCUUUGACAAACACGACAAGGACCGUGACUGUGCCUUGUCACCCGAGGAGCUGAAGGACCUGUUUGAUGUGUUUCCCUACAUGCCCUGGGGCCCCGAUGUCAAUAACACCGUCUGCACUAACGAGCAGGGCUGGAUCACCUACCAGGGGUAUCUCUCCCAGUGGACGUUGACGACUUAUCUGGAUGUCCAGCGAUGUCUGGAGUAUUUAGGUUACCUCGGUUACUCAAUAAUCGCCGAGCAGGAGUCACAGGCAGCAGGAAUAACAGUGACCAGAGAUAAGAAGAUUGACCUGCAGAAGAAGCAGACGCAGCGCAGCGUCUUCCGCUGCAACGUCUUUGGAGACGUAGGAAGCGGGAAGAGCGGCUUCCUCCAAGCUUUCCUGGGUAGAAACCUCAUGCGGCAAAACGCGAUUAAAGACGAGCACCGGUCCUACUACGCCAUCAGCACAACCUACGUCUACGGCCAGGAGAAGUACCUGCUGCUUCACGAAGUGUUCCCCGACUUCGACUACCUGUCCGACGACGACCUGUGCUGCGACAUCGUCUGCCUGGUUUAUGACGUCAGCAACCCGUACUCCUUCGAGUACUGCGCCAAAGUCUUCAAGCAAUACUUCAUGGACAGCAAGACGCCGUGCAUGAUGAUCGCGGCCAAGUCGGACCUGCCGGAGGUGAAGCAGGUGUACGGCUGCAGCCCGCUGGAGUUCUGCAGGAGGCACAAGAUGCCGCCGCCGCAGUCCUUCACCUGCAGCGCAGCGGGCGACCCCUGCAGGGACAUCUACACCAAACUCACCACCAUGGCCAUGUACCCACACAUGAGCCAGGCCGACCUGAAGAGCUCCACCUUCUGGCUGAGGGCGAGCGUCGGGGCCUCGGUGUUCGCCGCGCUGGGCUUCGCCAUGUACAGAGUGCUGCUGAAAACGCGGUGAUCCCCCCCGGCUCCAUCCCACGUUGCCACGGUAGCGAACGGAGCCGUUUCCACCCGUCAGAACCUUCAUGCUCCCUGUUUGCAUUUUCAUUUGGUAAAUGAACAUUUUCUGAUAAAUCUCUUGGUUUAGAAGUAAAAGCCGCUCUGUGUAGCGGUACCGGUUCUGCAGACCCGUUUUUCACCCUUGUGGUCACAUGCGAACUGCUACAUAGGGUGGCUUUAAGUUGUGUAAUUUAAAAAAGAAAAAGUGCAAUUUUUUUUCCGGGGGGAGGGUUCACUAACUUAUUUAAUUAUACAUUCAACUGAUUGUCGUGGGGGAAAAAAAUAAUUUAUUUUGUACCAAAUUGCUAAUUUGCUUCAUUUAUCAUUGGCGGUUAAGUAAAGAUAAAUUAUUUAUAUUUAUAUACUAAAAUAAGCUUCAGCUCGAGCGGUAAUUUGGUACAAAGCUAUUUUCUUGGUUGCUUGCUGGUGGAUGUGAUGAAGAGUUCGGCGUCACAUGAUCUAUAAACGGCUUUGUGAUGCGUGAACUAUGUUCUGUAAAUACUGUAUAAAAUUUAAAAGAUGCUUUUUGUUGUUUUUUGUGUAAAUGGGCCACAUUCAGUUCACAUCCGGUUCACAUCCGGUCUAGAUCCGGUUCAGAUCUGGUUCACAUCCGGUUCACGUCCGGUUCACGUUUAAACACGACUGCAGUUUUAUUUGAACAGAUUCCUGUAAUUGUUGGCUUUUUUCAUCCGAACUGAUGUAAAAUGGCCCAAAUGGCACGUUUUGUUGUGUUUUUGUCCGAACGGACUUUGCUGCUGUCGCUCGCGUCUUCCCACGUCGGCCACUUUAACCGUAGUUUGUGCUUCUACGUGGCGCCGUAGCCUCUCCCGCUCGGUAUCAGCCUCUACGCGCUUCCUGCCAGAUAGAUCAACGAUUGUCAUCACCCGAUUUGAGUCGCUACCCGAUUUGAGUCACACAUGCGCAGUCGCGUCCAACAUCGUCGGCCAUCUUGGAAAGCAACAUACGGCAACACCACUUGGACAAACUACAGCGCCAGACUUGAUAGACAAGAUCUAAACACACACUUGUUUUGAUAUACACUACUCACAAUAAGUUAGGGAUAUUAUUAUUUACAUGAUUGCUUUUCCUAUUUGGUCUGAAUUUUAAUGAAAUAAGUAAAAGUUCCCUUUGAUAUUACUAAUGAUGAAUGAGAAGAAACACCAUUUUCAUUAGUUUAAUAUUACCCCAAAAAUGUAGACAAUAAAAAUAAUCUCUCACAAUAUCCCUAACUUAUUGUGAGUAGUGUGUGU
Cololabis saira (Pacific saury) is the source of this 3361-nucleotide messenger RNA. It is a transcript of the gene rhot1b, whose product is annotated as ras homolog family member T1. Gene Ontology annotation, biological process: mitochondrion organization; small GTPase-mediated signal transduction; regulation of mitochondrion organization. The record is from RefSeq and is a predicted model, not a curated record. NCBI's taxonomy places the organism in Eukaryota, Metazoa, Chordata, Actinopteri, Beloniformes, Belonidae. The transcript is spliced from 19 exons. Bases 211 to 2070 code for a protein of 619 amino acids. Gene Ontology annotation, cellular component: mitochondrial outer membrane. Gene Ontology annotation, molecular function: GTP binding; calcium ion binding; GTPase activity.